Trachemys scripta elegans is the source of this 3426-nucleotide messenger RNA. RefSeq names its product 5-hydroxytryptamine receptor 5A (gene HTR5A). Gene Ontology annotation, molecular function: G protein-coupled serotonin receptor activity. The coding region runs from base 138 to 1208 and encodes 356 amino acids. The record is from RefSeq and is a predicted model, not a curated record. NCBI's taxonomy places the organism in Eukaryota, Metazoa, Chordata, Testudines, Emydidae. Gene Ontology annotation, biological process: adenylate cyclase-activating adrenergic receptor signaling pathway. Gene Ontology annotation, cellular component: plasma membrane. The transcript is spliced from 2 exons.
GCGUCCCCCCAAACUUUGUCUCGGGCCGGGCACGGAGGCGCAGCCGGCUCCCAGCCCGCCGCCCGCGCCUUGAAUCCCCCUGAGUCCCACGGGAGCUGGCGGCCGCUCUCCGCUCCCCUUCCCACGCGGCGGGCAGCAUGGACGGGCCCCUGAACCUCUCCGCCACCCCGUGGGCAGCAGCGGCCAACCGGAGCGGCGGCGGGGGCCCCCCGGCGGCCCUGCCCGGCCGGGCCCCGCUGUCGGUGUUCGGCGUGCUGCUGCUCACCCUGCUGGCGCUGCUGGCCGCCGCCACCUUCCUGUGGAACGUGCUGGUGCUGGCCACCAUCCUGCGGGUGCGCGCCUUCCACCGCGUGCCCCACAACCUGGUGGCCUCCAUGGCCGUCUCGGACGUGAUGGUGGCGGCGCUGGUCAUGCCCCUCAGCCUGGUGCACGAGCUGGCCGGGCGGCGCUGGCAGCUGGGCCGGGCGCUGUGCCACGUGUGGAUCGCCUUCGACGUGCUGUGCUGCACGGCCAGCAUCUGGAACGUGACGGCCAUCGCCCUGGACCGCUACUGGUCCCUCAGCCGCCACCUGGAGUACACCCUGCGCGCCCGCCGCUGCAUCUCCAAUGCCAUGAUCGCCCUCACCUGGGCCCUCUCCGCCGUCAUUGCCCUGGCCCCGCUGCUCUUCGGCUGGGGCGAGACCUACUCCGAGGGCAACCAGGAGUGCCAGGUCAGCCAGGAACCUUCCUACACGGUCUUCUCCACCUUCGGCGCCUUCUACCUGCCGCUCUGCGUCGUGCUCUUUGUCUACUGGAAGAUCUACAAGGCGGCCAAGUUUCGCAUCGGAUCCCGGAAGAGCAACUCCAUCACCCCCAUCGCCCCUGAAGGGCUAGAGGUGAAGGAGGCCUCCCAACAAUCCCAGAUGGUCUUCACAGUCCGCCACGCCACUGUUACCUUCCAGACCGAUGGAGAUACGUGGAGAGAACAGAAGGAGAAGAAAGCUGUCCUCAUGGUGGGCAUCCUUAUUGGGGUCUUCGUACUAUGCUGGAUCCCCUUCUUCAUCACUGAACUCAUCAACCCUCUCUGCUCCUGUGACAUCCCACCCAUUUGGAAAAGUAUUUUUCUAUGGCUCGGCUAUUCUAAUUCCUUUUUUAAUCCACUGAUCUAUACAGCUUUCAACAAAAACUACAACAAUGCCUUCAGGAACCUGUUUUCCAGACAGCACUGAGCAGCAAGCAGGAAAUGGGAGGAAACCCCCUCUUCUCCAGCAACCCUUCUAAAGAGCCAUCACCUUCCCUACUUAGCACAUCCUGUGCAGACCGGGGAACGCUGAAAGAAACUCUCCACUACAGAGAUCACCAGAAUGAUUCAUUGAGCUCAUAAAAGAUUGCCUCUGAAAUUCAGCAGCCCUCAGAGACUCUGCCCACACUUCCUUUCCCACCCUCCAAGCCAGUCAUUUUGUAAACAGCACACAAGGGCUUGCUGAGUCUCCAGCUGUGUCCUUUUCCAGCAUGUGGCUGACUUCACCCUCUCUUCAGUGAUGUCACUCAGGUGCAGUUUGCUUGCAAGAGCAGGGCAGAGAAGUCCAUGUGACACAGAAGGGUUUUUGAAGCCCAGUGCCUGCUUAGCUCCUCUUUGCAUGUCAGAACCGUUAAUUUGCAUAUUCUCAUAUGCAAAGCCAAACUCCUUUAGCGGUAAGGUUUCUCAUGACUGUGUGAAACAUGCAUCUGAAGAAGUGGGGUUUUUUACCCAUGAAAGCUUAUGCCCAAAUAAAUCUGUUAGCCUUUAAGAUGCCACUGGACUCCUCAUUGUUUUUGUGUGAAACCAGCUAUUUUACUGAAAAAACUAUUUUUCAGAGGUGAAGAUGGAAUCUGUGUUGCAAUCAGAGAUUCAUUUUAACUCUAAAAAUGAAUCUUAUUUCCCAAAUAUAACCGCUCGGUAAAGAUAUGAGAAAAGGCUUCUGCAUUAUGGAUCUAUCAACAGUGGGACGUUUACUAUUGGAUUCGGUGUAGCAAGUUUUUCUAUAUUUACUUGUUGUGGAAGCUUAAUUUGGUAUGUUCAAUAGAGUGAGAGAAAGGGGUGCAUCAUUGAAAACAUCUGUUUCAUAUGCCUGAUUUAGUUAUGAAAUACACAGGUGUUCCUUGGCUGUGAAUGUUUAAACUUAAUAUCUCUGUUACACAAAGGAAGCUACUCUAAUUCAUGGAUGUAUUUUAAUCAACUUUGGGGCAAGUUUCCUGUAACCAUUUGAGGAUACGUGAAAUGUAUUUCAAAAUGCACAUGAGUUCAAAGCUGUGUUUUACUUUCUAGAGCGUGAUACAAUUCCCAUUGAAGUCAAAGGAAAGACUCCAGCUGAUUUCAGUGGGAGUUAAUGACCAGUCUGAGUAUAUUUAGUGGCUAAUGAAGUUUGACCCUGGGAGUCUAAGGUUUCCAGCAAUUGGGGGGAGGCUGUGUUAAGAGCCAGCAUGCUAUGCUUCAAGCAUAAACCAGCAACAGCCAUGCCUUCUGUCUAGGUUAGGAUCAACUCUAUCCUUGUUGCCCCCUUUUUACCAUAAGUGUGGGUCCUGGCUGCUGCUUACUGUUUUGCUUUCUUCCUGUGCCUCCACUUCACCAGCAUGAUUUUAGCAACUGCCAUGUCACUUGCACCUACAAGUACAGAUACAUGCUUUCUGCCCUAGGACUGCUAGAAUGACAAGUUUUCAGAUGGCGAAUAGCAUUACCUCCAACUGUCAGUUCUUGAGGUGCAACGAUUAAAAUCAGACUGGAAUUUAAAAGGUGGAGGAGAAGACAAGAUGGGAAUCAGAAUUACAUGAUUUCAGGGUCUGAUAUCUUGAAGCAAAGAUAAAGAAGAAAAAAUGCUAUAAAUCACUGGAAAGCUUUCCAGUGAUGGACAGGAUUAGUUUCUAGCCACCAUGUCUCAUGAGACAUCAGACCUUAAAACUGUCACUGGUCCUUCAAAUCAAGCAAAAAUCCUGGCCUAGAUGGUAAGAGACCUUUAAGCAUCCUGGCCAAUCUGGCCCAAUGCACUGCCUGGUGCAGGUGAAGAUCAUGGGAGCAGACUCCAGCUAUCAGGAGGCAGUUUGUUUAGAAACAAAGGAUGAACUCCUGGCCCUAUUUAAGUCAAUGGCAAAACUUUCUCGUUUACUUCAAUGGGCUUGGAUUUCACCCAAGACAUCUUACCCAGUGAAUUUUAAAAAUAUUCACUAUAUAACAGGAAAAACGAGUGAGACAGGCAUAAUCCCUCAAAAAUCCACUUGAGCAGGUUCUCUGAAUGAGGUGGUGUGCUAACCACGGACAAGCUACAGACAUUAAAUAAAGAGCCUUUUAGUACUUUUUGUUGUAUGGUUUUAAUCUAUUUUCAGUGGAAGCUCUGACAUGUUAGAUAAUCUAAUAAACCCAUGAGCCACAUUUUUACUGAUGAUGAUCAGCUUGUAUGCUGUGUAUGGAUG